Molecule: messenger RNA, 644 nt
Organism: Camellia sinensis
Lineage: Eukaryota; Viridiplantae; Streptophyta; Magnoliopsida; Ericales; Theaceae
Source: RefSeq, a predicted model, not a curated record
GAUGAAGCUAGGGCUGAGCAGAGUGCUCGUGCCGUUCUACCCCAUGGCGGGGCGGCUCGGUAGAGACGAGGACGGUCGAAUCGAAAUCGAUUGCAACGCCGAGGGAGUUCUGUUCGUGGAGGCGGUUACGGAGGCGUGUGUUGAUGAUUUCGGAGACUUCGCACCGACUCUGGAGCUCCGGCAGCUCAUUCCGACCGUCGAUUAUUCCGGAGGGAUUUCGUCGUAUCCUCUGCUCGUCUUGCAGGUGACAUACUUCAAAUGCGGGGGUGUAUCACUUGGUGUAGGUAUGCAACACCACGUGGCAGACGGAGCUUCUGGUCUCCACUUUGUCAACACAUGGUCUGAUAUGACUCAUGGUCUUGAUCUCACGAUCCCACCAUUCAUUGACCGGACCCUCCACAUCUAGCGAGUUGAUGGAGGUCUGAUCUGAGAAGAAGAAGGGAGAGGUUGGGUUUCCCUGUUGUUGUUGUUGUUGUUGAGGGAAAACAGAGACAGAGCAUGGCUUGGUUUCACCCUCUGUUUCUAAAAUUCCAGCGGGCAGCGAAGGCAAGGUUGCCGGCCGGCUGCCCGCCGGUGAGAAAACAAAAUACAGGCCUAAAUCUUAUGGCUCUGAUACCAUGCAAAAAUGUAUGUAUUAUUGAUUG